Vespula vulgaris is the source of this 1228-nucleotide messenger RNA. Its product is annotated as zinc metalloproteinase nas-13-like. Gene Ontology annotation, molecular function: zinc ion binding; metalloendopeptidase activity. Bases 85 to 1026 code for a protein of 313 amino acids. The transcript has 4 exons. Gene Ontology annotation, biological process: proteolysis. NCBI's taxonomy places the organism in Eukaryota, Metazoa, Arthropoda, Insecta, Hymenoptera, Vespidae. The record is from RefSeq and is a predicted model, not a curated record.
UUUUUACAUCUCGUAAGGUCCUAAACGUCCUAAACGUUAUUUUCUGUUUUUUAGUAAAGUUUGUUAGACUAAUCGAUAUACAGGAUGAACGAUCGAUCAUACUUAAUCAUCGUAUUAGCGAUGAUCCUUUUAAUAAGUUCGUCGUUUGCUUGGCCGUAUAGACGUCGAGAUGUCUUUGACAAUGCGAUAGAUAGUCCAGGUGGGCUGGUAUCUUAUUUGCAACAUCUUGGGGAGGCACUAUAUGGUUUGCCAAGUAACGAGACGGGUUAUAAAGUAGCUAACUGGCACGAAGGAAUGUCUGUUAAUCCUGAAGAAUUGGGUAAUUACGUUGAAGGUGAUAUCCUUUUUCCACUUGGAAUGGGUAGAAACGGUUUAAAGGCAGACGCUGCUAGAUGGCCUAACGGUAUCAUCCCUUACAUGAUCAGUCCUUACUUUGACGAGAGACAACGUAAACUCAUUCAUGAUGCUAUGGAGGAAUACCGCAAGUACACGUGCAUCAAGUUCAAGCCGUAUACCGGCGAGGAAAGUGAUUACAUUAGAAUUACAGCAGGUACUACCGGUUGCUGGAGUAGUGUAGGUAGAAUUGGUGGACGGCAAGACGUGAAUCUUCAGGUACCGGGAUGCGUGACCAAGAUGGGUACCGUGAUUCAUGAAUUGAUGCACGCUGUUGGUUUUUUUCAUGAACAGAGUAGAUACGAGCGAGAUGAAUAUGUUACUAUAAAAUGGAACAACAUCAUGAAUGGUCACGAAAGUAAUUUCGAAAAGGCUUCGAGAGAACUCACCGAUGCAUUUGGUGUUGGCUAUGAUUAUGGUAGCGUGAUGCAUUACUCUGCCUACGCGUUUUCCAAAAAUGGAGAACCUACUAUAGUACCGAAAGAACCAGGUGGUCUUUUGGGUCUUAUCGGAGAAAUCUUCCAGGGUAAAACAAAAGUUGAACUUGGACAGCGGGAGGGACUCAGUAAACGAGACAUUCAAAAAAUUCGCAAAAUGUACCACUGCAACAAACGUAGACGUAGUCAUAAUUGAUUUUUUUUUCUUUAGUAUCACGAAUUGUAUCAUUUCUAAUAUGCACUCACGAUCAAUACGAGCAUCUAGUCGUAGAAUUAGAUCAUAGAUCUCAGAUAUAUUUUUAAGUUGGCACGUGUUUUAAACAAAAAAAUAUUAUAUUUACUUUCACCGUUUUUUUUAUAUGUUGCGUAGUUUACGCUAUCAGUAUUAUAUAAUAUUA